Molecule: messenger RNA, 9183 nt
Organism: Rhipicephalus microplus (southern cattle tick)
Lineage: Eukaryota; Metazoa; Arthropoda; Arachnida; Ixodida; Ixodidae
Product: phospholipid-transporting ATPase ABCA3-like
Biological process (GO): lipid transport; transmembrane transport
Cellular component (GO): intracellular membrane-bounded organelle; membrane
Molecular function (GO): ATP hydrolysis activity; lipid carrier activity; ATP binding
Source: RefSeq, a predicted model, not a curated record
ACAGGGGAUGUGCCAGGAGAAUGUCUGAUCAGUGCAACACCAAAAAAUUUCAUUUAUUUAACCUGAAAUUCGGUGACCAGGACUUGAUGCGACGCCGUCGAAGACCUCUUCACAGUGUUUCACACGUCAAGCGAAAAGAAACGCUGGCCAAGCCCUUCGUGGAAGAAUCGGAAGCCUUUUCACAAGCCUCUGUAGAAAGCAGGAGUGGGGGGCAUCCCUACCACAUACGUUGGAGGUGCACCAUGGGAUUCUGGCGGCAGCUGCGUGUGAUCCUCUGGAAGAACAUUGUCGUGUACUCGUUCAAGCGCCACUAUGUGCUCACUUUCUUCACCAUGGCGGUACCGCUGAUGCUCUCAGGAGUACUGUUGUACCUCCGCAGUCUGGGGUUCAGUGGCGGCACCGAGCCGAUUGUGCGGAUGAACGCCACCGUCUACGAAGAGUUCGCUCCGAGUUUUUCGUACUCACUGCUGGGCCCGUAUCCCUACGCGCCCAACACGACAUACGGCAACAAUCUCAUGAAAGCCGUCUUCAAAAGCGAUGUCAUAGGGUUCCCUACCGAGGAAGAGCUUGAGGCAUUCAUUGCACGUUAUGCCUUUGAGUCACCCGACGGAACGUCGGUGGCCGUCAUCUUGCACGGCCUUCCGCCAGAUGGAUCACCACCGGUGAACCUCAGUUACACGCUGCGCUUCAACACGUCCCACUUCAACUUCAAGACGGGAGAACGGUUUCCCACAUUCAGGAUUCCGGGUCCGCGAGACGAAGAUCACCUCUACUCCUGGAUCCGUAACUCACAGCUAAUGGACCGUAAUUACAAAAAUUUACUUCAGCAAAGACCAGGACAAAGUCAAGAAGCACUGAUGUGGGGACUGCAGGACAGGAUGUUCACGGAACACGUUAAACUGUUAAAAAGUGCGAAAGGACUUGCACGCCAGAAGCCAAAGAUUGCCAUGCACAGGUUUCCCUAUCCAGAGUACAACGACGACAACAAGUUCGACCUCAUCUCUCGACUCAUCGCCAUGUUUGUGGUGUACAGCUACCUCGUCUUCUCGCCCAUCUAUGUUCGGAGGGUCAUAUCCGAGAAGUCGUCCAGAGUCAGGGAGCUGAUGCGCAUGAUGGGCCUCACCGACUGGGUCUACUGGAUCGGCACUUUUGCCAGCGGCUGGAUGGUGCUGGCUGUCACACUAACGAUAAGCCUGAUCCUCUUCAAAAUUCCCGUUGCGCCGCUGGCGGCGGUUCUCCUGUACAGCGACUUCAGCCUCCUCCUCUUCAUCUGUCUCAUUUACGCGACAUCGGCCAUCCUGUUCCUCCUCAUUUUUACGGUCAUCUUCAACAGCGCUGUGGUUGGUGUCAUCUUCUCUACCGUGGGCUGGGUCAUCAGCUACAGCCUGCCCACGUCCAUCUUGGAUCCGCUCGGCUCGGAUCGCUACAUGAGCAUCAGCCGUAGCGCAAAACUGUCCACAUCUCUGCUGCCGAACAGUGGCCUCUAUUGGGCGUUUCGCCUCAUCUCUUUUCUCGAAGGCCAAGGGAUUGGGGCAAAGUGGAGCAACCUGGGAAUGGAGGCCGUGCCUGCGGACAACGUGACACUUGGCCAAAUUGUACUCAUUAUGCUCACGUCGAUACUGAUCUAUGCGCUCCUCUUGUGGUACCUCGACAACGUGUGGCCCUUCCAGUACGGCAUUCCAAAACACCCGUUCUUCUUCCUACAGAAAUCGUACUGGUACACGGAACUGGACCAUGACAGCGAGAUGGAACGAGUCACUGGCGAUACAGGCAACACCGAUGAAAAUGUGUUCGAGCCACCGCCACCGGAUGCGCACACCACCAUCGCUCUCUCCCAUGUGACCAAGAAAUUCCGAGGCACCCUCAAGAAGGCUGUCGAUAACCUAUCUCUGGAAAUUUUCGAUGGCCAGCUCACCGUACUACUAGGCCACAAUGGCGCCGGCAAAACGACUACCAUGAAUAUGAUCACAGGACUGUUCCCGCCCACCCGUGGUGAGGUGCACAUCAACGGCUACAACAUCCGGACGCAGACCAAGAAGGCGCGAGAGAGCUUUGGCCUCUGUCCGCAGCACAAUGUCCUGUUCGACGAGCUGACAGUCGAGGAGCACCUCUACUUCUUCUACAGUCUCAAGGAUAGCCCCGACAUGAGCUGGAAGUCGCACGUCAACGAUGUCCUCGUAAGCGUCGACCUGGGUGAGAAACGUUCAUCGCUGGCCAAGGACCUCUCUGGGGGCAUGAAGCGCAAGCUCUCGCUCGGCAACGCCAUGAUUGGAGGCUCCAAGAUCCUGAUCUUGGAUGAACCGACGGCGGGCAUGGACCCGCAGGCCCGUCGAGCGGUCUGGACGCUGCUGCAGAACCUUCGCCGAAGCAAGACGAUCCUUCUGACCACUCACUACAUGGAGGAGGCUGACGCUCUUGGCGACCGCAUCGCGUUCGUGGCCCACGGGAAACUGCAGUGCUGUGGCUCGCCGUUGUUUCUCAAGAAGCGAUAUGGAACUGGCUACCGCAUGAGGAUUGCGAAGGGAAGCAACUGCAGCCUCAACGUCGUGACUGAAAAGGUCACAUCAGCUAUACCAGCAGCCCAGCUCACCUCAGACAUUGGCCACGAGGCAAUGUUCAAUCUCGGCUUUCCGCCGGCCUCGGACGUCAUUCCACUCCUAAAGAACCUCGAACAGAGCAAGGAGAGCCUUGGCAUUGCGAGCCUCGGGAUCUCGGUCACAACUAUGGAGGAUGUAUUCAUCAGAGUCGGUGAGUUGGCGGACACCAGCGUCGAGAUUAGCAGCGCGUCAUCCAGCUCUCACAACGGCACGGACCGCAUUGGUGGACUGGUGGAAGUGCUUUGGAAGAAGGUUGACGAGUGCCAGUACGUUUGCGUUGCAGACGAUGAGUACCCGACGUUCCAGCGCACGAGUGGCUUGCCGCUGCUGGCGCAGCAGGCCACAGCGUUGUUCCUGAAGCGGUGGCACACCACCAAGCGCCAGUACUUCCUCCCCAUCCUCGCCAUCGUCAUCCCUGUCGUCCUCUUCUUCUUCUACACUGCGCUCGACAUCGAGGGAGCGGAGGAGUCGACCAUCAGGAAACUGGUGUACGAUGUCGGCAGCUAUGCUGGCCCGACCAAUGGCUUCUUCAGCAACGGAACAUCAGAGCUGGGCAGCAUGGACUUUGUUGAUGCGAUGACCGGGCAAAAUGUGAAGGUCACGAAGGAUGUGGACGAUCCGGAUGACUUCUUACUUGUGGUGGCUCGACGCAGCCUCGCGGAAUACAACGGAAAGUACCUCGUAGGCGGUCAGACUGAUGGCGACGCAAAAGCUGUGGCCUGGUACAAUGGUGAGCCGUACCACAUUGGCUCCAUGUCUCUCAACUUGGCGCACACGGCAGCGCUGAGGUACAUCACCAGUGACGCCACUGCCAAGGUGUCCGUCACCAACUGGCCGCUCCCCGGAGAGCUGUCUGAACAGAUAGGUGCCGCAUCGUAUGACCAGGCAGCUCGCAUCCUGGCCGCCGUCUUCGUGCCCACCGCUCUAGCCUUCCUGUCCUCGUCGUUCGUCCUCUUCCCGACCCACGAGCGUGUCACCAAGUCCAAGCUGCUGCAGCUCAUGGCCGGUGUGCCUGGUGUCCUCUUUUGGGGCAUCACGUUCCUCUGGGACUUUGUGGUCUUCGCUGUCUGCAGCACGGCUGUCAUGAUCCCACUCCUGGCGAUCAACCCCAAUGGUGUUUUCACAUCCAGCCCCAGUGUACCAGCGGCAACAUACUUCCUAUUUCUCCUGUACGGCUGGGCAGCCAUCCCAUUUAGCUACCUCUUUUCGUACGUCAAGGACAAGCCGUCCUCCGGAUAUUCUCUCCUGACCACCAUCAAUGUCAUCACAGGUGUGAUGCUCAGCAUCGUGAUGGCCGUCGUGUCAUUCCUCGCGAAGUUCCCCAUGUUUGGAAUCAACGAAGACGCGGUGCAAAAGUCCAUGUGGUUUCUACGGGUGGUGCCUGGCUUUGCCGUCACCUGGGGCUUCUCCAACAUCCACGAGAUUGGAGGGGAUCCGGUCAAGUGCGCCAAGCUGACGCCUACCCUGCUGAAGAGCUACUGUCCCGUGUCCGAGCUUAUGGGCAUCGAGGUCUGCUGCCAAGAUUGUGGCAAUGGUACGUACUGCUACAUUCCUCACUCGCCGUUUGGCAUGGAUCGCUGGGGAAGCGGACGAGAAAUGUUAUACCUCUUCUUGGUUGGCAUCGUUCUGUUCCUCCUGCUGGCUUUCUUCGAGACCAAUGUCUACGGCAUCUGGUACUGGAUCAGGUCUCUUCCUUGCAGGACGUGCCAUGAAGAUAUCGAGCUGGGCGUCCACACACCGGGUGCGACAGAGGAUGACGAUGUGGCGGCCGAGCGCGCUGUAGUUGAAGCGUUGGUCCAGAGAGGCAGUGCGGCACAAGAAGCGCUGGCUGUGCUCAACCUGAGGAAGAACUUUCGAUCUCUUCAGGCUGUGGACAACCUGACCUUUGCCGUGCACAAGAAUGAAUGCUUCGGUCUGCUGGGUGUCAACGGCGCGGGCAAGACAACGACCUUCAGGAUGCUGACCGGUGACCUCCCCAUGAGCUCGGGCAAUGCGUACCUCGGCGAAGCUAGCCUUCAGAAAGAUCUUAAGGAGUUUCAGUCGAAGAUUGGCUACUGCCCACAGUUUGAUGCCCAAAUAGACAAACUGACAGGACGAGAGACACUGGAGCUGUUCGCUCUCAUCCGAGGCGUCCCCACACACCGUGUUCCGUCGGUCGUCAACUACAUGAUCAACCUGGCAGACCUGCAGGCCCAUGCCAACAAGCCUACAGAGGCUUACAGUGGUGGGAGUCGGCGUAAGUUGUCUAUUGCCAUGGCGCUGAUCGGCAACCCUCCAGUGGUGUUCCUGGACGAACCCACCGCGGGCGUGGACCCAGCAGCACGGCGCAAGAUCUGGCAGGGACUGGACGAUGUGCAGAAGCUUAUGGGGGCCGCUGUCAUCCUUACCAGUCACAGCAUGGAGGAGUGCGAGGCCCUUUGCCAGAGGAUAUCCAUCAUGGUCAAUGGGUCCUUCCGGUGCCUCGGAUCGAUACAGCACCUCAAAUCAAAGUUUGGUGACGGCUUCACGGUCAUCGUCAAGAUGGGACAAGAGCAGGCAGCCAGCCCUAAUGCGGUGCCGGCCAUCUGCACUGCCAUGCUGGCAAAGUUUCCUGGCAACUGUGUGCUCAGGGACAGUCAUCAGGCUUUGCUCCACUUCCACGUCACCGACACUAGCUUGAGGUGGAGCCAAUUGUUCGAGACCCUGGAGGCUCUGAAGCAGGAGCUUUCCUUCGAAGAUUACAUCGUUAGCGACACGACGCUCGAGCAGAUCUUCCUGGCGUUUGCAAGGUCGCAGCGAGACGCAACAACUGAGGCGCCCGUCAGCUGCUGGCGAAAGUGCUGUCCUUUCUAGUUCUCGCUUCGUGAGCCGCUCGCCUGUUAAACAGCGCUGCCAGUGUCGCCUGCAUUCUCACCGCAAUUUGGCAGGCAUAGAAGGUAGCACCAAUCUACCUCAGAUGCCUCGGAAACUAAAGCUCCAGAGCCUGGGUCAAGACUUCCGAAUGUUUCAAACUCGCUGUAACCUCAGUAUAAAAAGAAACAUGUGUGAGAGUGCCAGGCAGUUACAAUGAAAUUUGAUGUACGAGAUUUAUAUUUCUGCAAGAGCAUAGCAUGUAAGAGCCUAGUUACAUCCAACGUGCUGGGCAUGUGCACUUUUUGUGUACAUAUGUGCAGGUGCUUGAAUCAAGUUGGCUGGUGCGUCAUUUCACAUUUCGAUUGCUUGUUUUUCAUUUGAAGCGCGUCGGCUGUUUUGAAGUUGAACGAAACAACUUCAAAUAAGAAAAAUAAAUUGACAGAUAUCCGCAUGUUCGCCAGAACCACUGCAGUGAUAUUUUCUAGUGAAAAACCUAUGCUCUUUUAAUUCUUUUAAUCACUUGAAUUAACUUAAACAUCUUUCGCAUUCAGGGAACUUUCACUGAAGUCCGCUGCAUAUGCCUUACUUACACAAUGCGAGACCAGUACAUCAGUCCUAAAAUUGAUCUCGCGCCUUGCUGUGAUACCGAAAGCUUCAGCCUUCUUGCCUUCUAUACCCACCAAAUUGCGGUGAGACGGGUGGAUGGCGUUGCGUUGCCUUAUGUGAUGUUGUUGCGUGAUGGCCGCGCUGCAGGCUAUCUGUGGCGCAAGAUUUUCCGCGUCUGAAAGGUGUUUUGGUGCUUUAGAGUAACGGUGCUUGAGUGCAUGUUUGAGGCAUUUUGAAAUAUUGGUGCCGAGCGCAUGUUUGAGAGGGUUCUGAACAACAGCGUUGAGCGCAUGUUCGAGACAUAGUGUAUGUCCCACUAGUGGAGCCUUAUGGUGGAGGAGGCUGUGAGUUUGUCGCAGAGUUUUGGGGCGUCAUGCCAGCACUGACAGGUCGGUGGCAGUGCCAGGCUGACAGGUCGGUGGCAGUGCCUUGUGAUUCUGUUGUGCGAGAUGGUAGAUGCCUUAAGUAUUUAAGUAUGAAAGCGUAUUACGAUGUAGGUUUCUUUUGCUUCAAGUGAGUGGAGAACCAAUGCACAUAUUUUAUUUAAGGAUGUAUGUUUAUUAUGCGUAGCCUUGUUCACAUAGGAAUGUGAAUUGAUCUUGGCUAUUGGGGUGGGAGGAUGACCUGCCAAAAAGAACUUCCAGUAGUAGCUUUAGGCGAUGCUGGACACCAUAGUAGUGCAGUGCAUCCUCUCUAGAAAACAUUACAUUUUCUCACUUUAUGCGUUUAAUUCUGUUUUGAGGAAAAAAACGUUUUCCCACUGAUGGUAAUACAAGCUGGUUGAGAUUAUAUAAUGUUUGGUUUCCCUAAUAGCACCAAUUGUUCAGGCAACAAUGCCGAAAUGUUUCGAACGUUUCGGAAACAAUGUAUGCUAUUACAGAAGUUGGUUCUACUUGAAGGAUUCUGUAGCUUUCUUUGAAAGCACUACUUUCAUAUUAAAUAUGACCCAUAUGAUGCAGUUUUCUAAGUUUUGUAACGAAUCCCUUCAUUUCAUUGUACACAGAUGCCAGGGGUGCCCAUUUUGUGAUAACCGUCCCAGUUGAUGUCAGCAGGAUGAUUUGAUCACCCACAUCGACUAACGCUUCAUGUUAGGUUUUAAAAGGAAAUCUUUUUAUACAAUGGCGCAUUGGGAGACCGAGGUGGUUUUUGAAUAUUACAAAUAAUAGUAAAAUGCUGUCAUGUGUGCUCCUUUUUAUGCUUUACUGUUGUACUUUUGUGAUGUGUAAUAUUUUGUGUAAAUAUGCUGGCAGCUGCUUUACUGCAGAAUGCAAGCUCUUUUGGAGUAAAUUAUUCUGCAAUAUUGUGUUAAGAAGGCUCUUGACUCUUUUUUUGUUAGACAAGGGGAAAUAGAUGAAGAAAUAUUGAAUGCCUUUUACUGUUUCUAUCUCUCUCAGGCUGUGCAAAUGACAUUGUUUCACAUUGCAAAAGUUAGGAACCUUUAUGAAUGAUUGAACGGAUAAUGUUUACUUUCAAAUUGGAGCUUUCGUUCGGUUGACACAUUACAUUAGUCAUGAUGGAUACUAAUAUACAAUAAAUGUAAUAGAACAGAUAGCUGCUGUGUAUAAGAGGUCAAAAAGAUGAUGCUGCAAUGCCUCAAAUUUUUACUUCUGUGUUCUUAUAUUUAUAACUGCUCAUGGGCAUGUUGUUUAUCUGUAUGUACUCUAUGCAGCAGUCAGUUGAAGUAUUUUUCUCAUAGCUUUUAUCUUUGCACCAAGUGGGUUAUGCAGAUAUGUGUGCUAGAAUUAGAGCAACCUAGACUUCAUUUCUGCCUUAGUAUAUAAAUUUGUGCCUGCUUAAAUGUCCUCGAUUUUCAUGGUCUGGGAAAUUCUUAUUAUGGGCUGUGGAAAUGAGUGCUUAUAGAUGUUUGCAUUAUUAUCCUUAGUCGAAUUACUGGUGAGUACUGGUAUUCUUCUCUCCAUAAUGUUCCAACCUAUCAUUAAUAUUCAAAGGUUGGUUUCAAGGAAUAAUGUCAUUCAUCCUUUUGCACUUAACAUUAAGAGCGUAGUUUUCUUUAAUAUUUGUGUUAUAAUUGUGCAAGCUCAAAUAAAAUUUAUGCAAACAUCAUAUACGGCUAUUGGAAGGUGCAAAGUGAAAUAUUUUCUAAGACAACUUGAAUUAGCUUGGGAAGUGUGCAAAUUGAUGGGGAAUCGUGCAUUUUUGUUAGGUCAUGAUUACUUGUUACUCUAGUGCUGGCAGCUUUUAUUGUUAGGUAUAGUGUUUAGAGUCAUGAUGAGAAAAGCAUUACAAAUAAUGUUGUAAUGAAUAAAGUGUUGGAAAUGACAAAGCAUGGUUAAACAAGGCCAGCACAGCACAUCGAUUAUACAAAGCUUUCCUAUUGUUGCUGUUCUACGUCGGGGCAUGAGAUUGAGUAGGGACGCCUUAGUGGCUCUGUAGGAAGUAUGAAGUAUUCAGCAUUGAUCUGGUACGUUGAACACUGGCUUGUGCACUGAUGAGAGACGACAGAUGCGCAACGUUAGCCUUGAUUUUUGUUAUGAAUAUUAUCAGCGGCAUCUUUUUCUUCAUUCACAGGCUGAAGUUGUAAUGACCUGAAGAAUGCACUAUUUUUUACGCUGUCUGUCUGGUCUUUUUCAGGCUCUUUCAACCAACUUGGUAAUUUCUUUUUGCUGAAAUGAUUUUAUAUGUGGGCCAAUGAUCCCUCAUACAGUGGCGUGUCUUGUACGUAACUGAUGGAAUAUGUAAUAAUUUCAUUUCAUUUUUCGAAUAUCUCUCCAAAAAGCAGGGAGUUUUUGAACUAUGCAUGGCACUUCAGCAGUAUGUGCUACUUUUUUCAGCAUAGCGCACGCUAUGAAGAAAGGAACAGCUAUUCUAAAUGAACAACUCCUGGUCAUCCCUUAAAGUAUUUCUGUCGAAGUGCACAAAUAUUUCUAUCAAUAUAUUGAUCAUGUGUUUAUCAACUUAUUUUCAUUACUUUUUCAUCUUCAUUCAGUCCUGCUCUAUUUAUCCUGGUCAAUGUUCAGUUACACAUCAGUUACAGUUACAUAAUUACUUGACACAUUUUUUUUAAAUUUUAUUUGCAGACUGCAUGCAGGUUAUCAGUGCUUUAUCCUGUCCAAGCUCACUGUGAUGCUUUGUAAUACCGAUUCUCAUGCCGCGCUUGAAAUAAAGUCUUGUUGAAGCUAUGGUGAAA